AUGUCCGCGCAACUACCACUCGCCGGCGUCCGCGUCGUGGAAUUGGCCGGCCUGGCACCCGGCCCGUUCGCCGGUCUCCUCCUCGCAGACUACGGCGCAUCAGUGCUCCGUAUUGACCGCCCCAAAGCUGUCAGCGCCGACCAGCUAACCCGAGGCAAAACAUCCAUUACUCUCGACCUGAGAGACACAUCCUCACACCGACUCUUGCUGGAUCUUUUGUCCAACGCCGAUGUCCUCAUUGACCCCUUCCGGCCAGGCGUGCUGGAACGCCUCGGCCUCUCACCCAAGGAUGUCCUGCUAAAGCGUAACCCAAGGCUUAUCGUCGCCCGCAUGACAGGGUUCCGCCGCGACGGGAAAUACAAGGACAUGGCAGGCCACGACAUCAACUACAUUGCCGUAUCCGGCGUGCUGUCAAUGCUGGGACGCGCCGGCGAGCGGCCCCACGCCCCAGGAAACAUCAUCGGCGAUUUCGCCGGCGGCGGUGCGGUCUGCUUCCAGGGGAUCUUGCUGGCGCUGCUGUCGCGCGCCAACACCGGCCGCGGCCAAGUCGUCGAAGCAAACAUGGUUGACGGCUCUGCGUAUCUAGCGGCAAUGCCGCGGUUGAAUCUGGAGACGCCGCUUUGGAGCGACGCCCGCGGCAAAAACAUGCUUGAUGGCGGGAGUCCGUUCUACGAUACCUACGAGACCAAGGACGAGGGGAAGUAUUUCUCGGUGGGCGCGUUGGAGCCGCAGUUCUACGCGGCCCUGAUCAAGGGUUUGGGGUUCCAGAAGGGGGAGCUGCCGUCGCGCGACGACCGCGAUAAUUGGCCCGCGCUCCGGGAGGCUUUCACGAAGCGGUUUAAGGAAAAGACUCGGGCGGAGUGGGAGGCCGUGUUUGAUGGCACGGAUGCCUGUGCGGCGCCCGUGCUGGAGCAGUCUGAGCUGCGGCAGGCGGGCUUUGAGCAGCGUCCCAUUGUGCAUUUGUCCGAUACCCCAGCCCGACCGAUCGCGGCGGACGAUGGUGGAUGGGAAGGGGGGAUCCUUGCACCAGGAACUGGGGGCGAUGAGACCUUGAAGACAUGGUUUGGAUGGGAGCAGGGCCGCGAUUAUGAAGUGAGGGAAGACGGAGCGCUGGUACGGCCGGAUGGCAAGUCAAAGUUGUAA
Messenger RNA from Aspergillus puulaauensis, 1143 nucleotides. RefSeq names its product CaiB/BaiF CoA transferase family protein (gene CEFD2). Gene Ontology annotation, molecular function: catalytic activity. The transcript has 2 exons. The record is from RefSeq and is a predicted model, not a curated record. Bases 1 to 1143 code for a protein of 380 amino acids. Lineage: Eukaryota; Fungi; Ascomycota; Eurotiomycetes; Eurotiales; Aspergillaceae.